Molecule: messenger RNA, 2058 nt
Organism: Pseudovirgaria hyperparasitica
Lineage: Eukaryota; Fungi; Ascomycota; Dothideomycetes; Acrospermales; Acrospermaceae
Exons: 7
Coding region: 1-2058 (685 amino acids)
Source: RefSeq, a predicted model, not a curated record
AUGUCAAGAGAGCAUUGCAUGAUUCGGCUUUUCUGGGCUGCUAGUAUCUUAUUCCUACUUUUCCGGACCGCUUCAACGCUCACCGUUGCAAGCACUGUCCUCGUAAUUGCACCAGACAACACAGUUGCAAACUCAGCAGUCUCAGGGCUGAAAGGCUAUGGUAUUCCCUACCGGAUAUACCUCACGUCAAACACAUUCCCGGCCCUGAACCGCUCAGCGGAUGUUGGUGACUUCGGGGCUAUCGUUAUGCUAGACGAGGUUCUCCCUGCUUCCAAUGUCGACGAAAUCCACGCAUACCAGUCCGCAUUUGGCGUUCGUUUCGUUCGACUGAAUGCAAACCCGGGCGCGGAGUCGGGAACAGAUUAUGCAAUUGCCGGUGCGGGCUGCUGCGAUACGAAUGUCGAGCAACUGAUCAGCAUCACAAAUGCUACUGGAUUCACAACGGCAGGAUUAAAAGAUACAGCAUCUGUCAGCUCGCAAAACCUUUAUCAUUACCCGGCAAAGAUCACUGAUCCGUCAAUUGCAUGGGAGUUCGCCCAAUUUGGCGCAGGUGGGCCAUAUACAUCUGCGACAGUGGCAGGAGUCAUCAACAGAAUUGGUACCCGACAGCAAAUGCUAUGGUUCUUGCCUUUCAGUACCGAUUGGUCGCCAACUUCAAACUUUCUCCAGCAUGUAUGGAUACACUGGGCAACCCGGGGUCUCUAUGCUGGUUUCCGCCGCCUCCAGCUCAAUACUCAAGUUGAUGAUGUCUUCCUUUACACUGAGCUCUUCAAGCCUAACACGUCCUCUUUCCGUGUGCGAACUGCCGAUCUAGACAACCUCCGUGACUGGAUCCCUGUAAUGAACGCGAAACUUCCUGCAGGAUCUUCUUACUUUGUUGAGCUUGGCUAUAACGGUAAUGGUAAUAUCGAGUUGAAUGAUGAAUUUGAAGAUGACGAAACUCAUUAUGACAUCUGUCUGCCGGGACCUAUCGACUACCCCGAGCAGCCAGAUGAAACUGCUGGCACAAUUGAAUGGAAGAAGCCUCUCGGCACUGGUGUUGACUUCUGGCCGCUUCGCCCGGCCACAUAUGGCUAUACAGAGGCAUGUGUGGCAUAUGAUGCCCUCGAAGUGUGGUUUUCCAACACAGCAAACUUGAAUGCGUUUGCACAUGUAAGCCAUACAUUCACACAUCUAGAUCUAACGAACGCAACAUACAACGAUACAGCCAAGGAGAUUGCGUUCAAUCGCGCGUGGUUUGCGCAGACAGGUAUUGACAAGGCGGCGAGGUGGUCAGGGAAGGGACUCAUCCCACCAGCGAUCACAGGGCUCCGGAAUGGAGAUGCAAUUAAGGCGUGGCUGGACAACGGCAUAACAGGAGUCGUCGGCGACAACACACGCCCUGGUUUGCUCAACUCGCAGAACGAAUUUUGGCCACUUAUAUCCAACGUAAAUGACAAUGGCUACGCCGGUCUCACCAUCAUGCCUCGAUGGGCGACGGAGAUCUUCUACAAUUGCGAUACUCAGGACUGUGAUCUUGCUCUCUGGCAAUUUGUGUCCAAACCUGACGGCACUUGGGACCAACUGAUCGAGCAGACUCGCUCGACUAAUGUUCGCAACCUGCUGGCCCUCCGACACGACGCAUUCAUGUUCCAUCAAGCGAAUCUCAGGCAGACAGAUGUAGCGAAUAGCGUUGUAAAUGGAGUCAGUGCAAAGAGAAGCUUGUUGCAAAUAUGGGUAGAGGUUGUGUUAGGUGAGAUGACGAAGCUCGUCACAUGGCCCAUCAUCAGCACCAAGCACGACGAUCUAGUCCAAUCUUUCCUCGAUCGUAUGGCGCGCGACCAAUGCAACUAUGGUAUGACUUAUAACUAUGAUGCGGCUGGGACAUCCAUCGUAAGUGUGACGGUCUCGGCGCUGGUAAGUACCUGUACGGCACGCAUUCCUGUAACGUUUCCGGGUCCUGUCCAGAGCCAGGGGUCAGCAACUCCGGAACAGCUUGGAAGUGAUCCGUUGACGCUGUGGGUAUUGCUUGAGGGUACUGAGCAGACUUUUCAAUUGGCUACCCCUGUCAAACUGUAG